AAAAAUGAUAUAUUAAUUCUAACAUAUUGUGUUAAUGAGAUCUCUAGUUAUCAAAAUAAUAAAAAAUAUUUAUUUUUCAAAGAAAAAUGGCCAAUAAAAAUUGCGGCAUAGCUAAUUGAUUAAACUGUUUGACAUUUUAAAAAUAAAGGAUAAAUUUAGCUAAUAUAUUAAUUUAAUUUUAUUAAAAGUUAAUUUAUUCGAAUAUAAAUUGUCAACGACCAAUUCAACUUACCAAACAAUUAAGGUUGAUGAAUGGCCAACAUAAGUACAUAAGUACAUAACAUGUAUUGUUUGUGACGACUUGACCAAUGACCAUGUAAGUAAGGUGGUAGGUACAAUUCUUUGUUAUAAAUUUAAAUUUAAAUUUAAAUUUAAUUUCAGUAUUUAAAAUAAAAAUAAUUAAAUUAAUUUAGAUAAAAUUCAAUUUAAUUUUUUUUUCAAAAUCAAUUACAACUAAAAUAUAUCAAAUUUAAAAUUUUAUCUUAUUAAAUUUUUACUUAAAACUUAAAAUAUAUCUAAAAUAAUUUUUUAAUUUAAUAAUUUUUUCUAAAUUUUUUCGCUCAUUUUAUUUCAAUACUUUCCAUCUUUUAAUACAUACACUCUCUUUUUUCACUACCUUUAUUCCCUUUUUUCUUUCUCUUUUUCCACCACUUUUAUUCUUUUUCUCUCUUUUUUUUCAACUCAUAUAUAUAUAUUACAUACCUUUUUUAAGAAGAUCUAUUAUAAAUAAAAAAAAUAUCCACACAUAUAAAUUUUAGGUGUUUAAUUAGUUGUUAUAAUUUAUUAUUAAUAAUUAUUUUUUUUUAACAUGCUAUGUCAUUAGACCACUCAACAAAUUAGUUCUUAAUAAUUUAUGUUUACUUUUUGUAGUUAGUUUAUUGUUAGAAUUAAUUAUGAAGUAGAACUAUUUAAUUUUUUUAAUUAAUAACAAUAUUUGUUAAAUUUAAUAUUUUUAGAUUAAUCUAAUUUUUAUUUUUUUAAAAGAAUAAACAAAUUUUAGUUCAAUAAAAUUUUUAAUUAUUUUAUAUAAUUUAAUAAGUAAGCACAUUUAUUAUUUAAAUAUAAUAUUAUAUUAAUAAAAAUUAUCUACUAUAAAAUUUUAAUUUAUUUAAUAAAUAUUCCAAAUAUUAAAAUUCAAUUCAAUUCUAACUGAAACUUAAUUUCAUACUAUUAAAAAUUUUUAGAUUGUCUAAAUUAUCUUCAUUAAUUAAAAUAAAUAAACAAAAGUUUGGUAGGUACGAGCCGCUAUAGAUCGAUCUUUAAAUUGUAUGUGGGGCUAUCAAAAUUCUCACUAGUGUUGUUAGUCAAAAAGAGAAUAGGACGCAUGUCUCCCACUAAUAUGAAAGAUAAGAUUGCAAGACAUAUCUACUUGAAAUAACCCUUCAAUCUUGUAAUACUAUAAAUACAUGAUAUCGCUAUGCAUAACUAAGGAAAAUUGAAGUGUAGUCUCUCUCAUCUUCACUCACAAAAAAUAAGUAUUUUCUAAUAAUCAAAUCAUAUCAUAAGAUGAAACCAAUUUUCUUUGCAAUAAUAAUAUUCUUGCUUUUGUUUUCCGUAAUGUUCCUUCCAUCGUCAACACUUGCAGCUCCAGUAGUAGCGAAGCGAGGUGAUGAAUACAGAGAAGCAGCAGCUUAUAUUGGAAAAAAUUCAUAUCUUAGAGCAGCACAUCCACCCCCUCCUAGUCCUCUUCAUAUUAUUCCUCAUCGUCCACGUCUAAAACGUAGAAAACCUCCUCCUAAACCUGUUGCCAGAUAGAGGAUGCAAUGAUGAUUACACGCCUAUCUGCUCUGAUCUCCACCUAAUAAAGCCUUAAUUAAUUAAUGAAAGUAUUUUUACGGAUGUAUCUAAUAAAAAUAUUUUUUUUAUAGUUGUUUUUAAUAGAAAUAUUUUUAUAGAUGUAUUUUUUAUAUGUGUCACUUUAUACAUAUGUUUAAAAUAUAAUAAUAAUCAUUAUUAGCAAUAAAUUAACAGAUUUUAUAUUAGUACCUGUUCAUACCCUGGCCCAAUACAAAGGCCCAGGUCCAACUAAAAAGGCCUAACCUGAAGGGUUGAGCCUAGCUAAAGUACCGACCUUCACAUAAGAAGUCGGUAUCAACCACGACUUGGUCUAAAGAAGUCGGAUGUGAGAUCAGUUGGCAGAUAAACACUCAUUCAAAUGAGUAACCGCCCCUAAAAUCUCUCUAACCGCUUCAUAAAGCCAUAUCUUAACCUCCCCAAGAUAAUAAGGACGGUUAGCGCCCUAAAGAUACGGCACUACACCAACGGUGGUUAUUGGCUCACCACUAUAAAUACACUGACACCCCUCAGGUAUCUCUAAGUCCAAUACUCUCUAGACCUGCUUACACUCUCGCUAACUUAGGCAUCGGAGUGUCUUUGCAGGUACCACCUCCCAUUCACUCACGAACACAAGUCGGACGGAGCCUCCCGAGUUGCAGAUCCACCCGGAGUUCUCCUCCUUCACACACUUGGGCCAUCAAACGCCAUCUAUCUAAUUAAUCUCCGGUUACCUACCGUAACAUUGGCGCCGUUGCCGGGGACCCGAGAGAUCAUCCAUCGAUGGCGGAUAGAUCCCACGAAGAAGGCCAUGCAGAAACAGAUUCUGAACAAGAGAAUCUAGACAUGGGUAAUGACAAUGGAGACAUGGCCCAACAUCGAGAUAAUGACCAACACAGAGAGGGUACCUCCGGAGUGAAGAAUCCGAAGGUAAAUUCCUCAGACGGGCGUGAGUCAGAAAAGAGCGGACCGCCCCACGUAACCGAACUGAUGGAGUUAGUCCAUAGCCGCCUGGAACAACUGGAGAAAGAGCGGGAGAAACAGAAGGAAACUGAAAGGUACCUCAAAGAGGAGAUGGAACGGCGAAAAGAGUUAGAAAGAAAACUCUUACAGCUAGAAUCCUCCCUCAAGAACUCCCGCGACGAACAAGAAAACCAACUCCCUGGCGGAGAAGAUCCUUUCAGCGAGGACAUAAUGAGGGCAAAGGUUCCAAAGAACUUUAAAAGCCCCGAUAUGGACCUCUAUGAUGGAACCACGGAUCCAAAGCAUCAUCUGAGCAACUUUAAAAGUCGGAUGUAUCUAGCUGAUGCCUCCGACGCUACGAGAUGCAAGGCUUUCCCGACCACUUUAUCGAAAGCAGUGAUGAAGUGGUUCGAUAGCCUCCCCCCGAGAUCCAUCACCAGCUUUGAAGACCUCUCAAGGAAGUUCUUGAUGAGGUUCUCAAUCCAAAAGGACAAGGUAAAACAUGCACCGAGCCUCCUGGGAAUAAAACAGGAGGUCGGAGAGUCUUUACGAGCCUAUAUGGAAAGGUUCAAUAAAGCAUGUUUGGAGAUCCAAGACCUGCCCACAGAGGCAGUCAUAAUGGGGUUAGUCAAUGGACUCAGAGAAGGUCCCUUCUCACAGUCCAUAUCUAAAAGACACCCCGUUUCUCUAAGUGAUGUACAAGAAAGGGCUGAAAAGUACAUCAACAUGGAAGAGAAUGCAAAAUUAAGAGACCUGAGUUGGCGACCUGGACCCACUUCUUCAUCUAAAGAGAGGGAAAGGGAAGUCAAGAAGAAGGAAAAACUCGGUCUCGAGAGGCCCAGGAAAUAUCACUCUUAUACUCCUCUAAAGACUUCUAUAGUGGACGUAUACAGAGAGAUUUGCAACACUGAAAGGCUGCCGCCCCCUAGACCUAUUAAAAAUAAAAAAGGGGGAAGCCGCAGCGAGUAUUGCGAGUACCAUAAAAUAUAUGGUCACUCCACCAACGACUGUUACGACCUCAAAAAUGUGAUAGAAAAGCUGGCUAGAGAAGGUCGGCUUGACAGAUAUCUCAUGGAGAGGUCGGACACCCAUGGAAAGAGGAAGCGAGAUGAUAUGGAUAGAAGAGAUCCGCCACCACAGACCCCAGAGAGACAUAUCCAUAUGAUCUCAGGAGGGUUUGCGGGAGGUGGAAUCACCAAAUCUUCUCGCAAAAGACAUCUCAAGAGAGUCUAUCAGGUCGGGGAAGAGACACCCGACCUCCCCACUAUCUCAUUUACAAAGGAGGAUGGGCAAGGGAUAAUCCCCGGGCAUGAUGAUCCCGUGGUGAUAACUAUGAUCCUAGCCAAUGCCCACCUCCACAGAACCCUAGUAGACCAAGGAAGCUCGGCGGACAUCCUUUUCAAGCCCGCCUUUGACAAGCUAGGGUUAGAUGAAAAAGAGUUGAGAGCCUACCCCGACACCCUCUACGGAUUAGGGGAUACGCCAAUAAAACCACUGGGAUUUUUACCCCUUCACACCACCUUUGGAAAAGGGGAAAAAUCAAGGACUCUAAGCAUAGACUUCAUAGUCAUCGAUGAAGGGUCAGCCUACAAUGCCUUAAUUGGCAGGACUACCCUUAAUCGUCUUGGAGCAGUGGUAUCCACUCCCCACCUUUGCAUGAAAUUCCCGACUCCAGGAGGAAUAGCAACGGUAAGGGGAGACCAAAAAUUGGCAAGGAAGUGCUAUAACGAAAGCCUAAAUCUGAGAGGGAAGGGCAAAGAAGUCCACACCAUAGAGCUAGGCGGCACAAGGACCAGAGAAGAACUACGACCCCAGCCGGGAGGAAAGACCGAGGAGAUACAAGUCGGUGAGGAGGAAGGAAAAAAUACUUAUAUAGGAGCCAACCUAGGGGAAACCCUAAAACAAAGGUUGGGUGAACUCCUAAGAGCUAAUUCCGACCUCUUCGCAUGGAAGGCUUCCGACAUGCCCGGGAUUGAUCCCGAGCUCAUGUCCCACAAGCUCUCGGUUUACCCAGGAUCCCGACCUGUACAGCAAAGAAGACGCAAGCUCGGCCCAGAGCGAGCCUCAAUAGUAGAAGAGCAGGUACAGGCGCUCUUGGAAGCCGGCUUUAUUAAGGAGGUCAAAUACCCAACGUGGCUAGCCAAUGUAGUGCUAGUCAAGAAACAGAAUGGUAAAUGGAGAAUGUGCGUCGACUAUACCGACUUGAACAAGGCAUGUCCUAAGGACCCUUACCCUCUACCGAGUAUUGAUACCCUGGUGGAUUCCAGCUCGGGGUACCAAUACUUAUCAUUCAUGGACGCCUACUCGGGAUAUAACCAAAUCCCGAUGCAUGAACCCGACCAGGAGAAAACAUCGUUCAUCACACCAAAAGCCAACUAUUGCUACGUGGUCAUGCCAUUCGGACUAAAGAAUGCAGGAGCCACGUAUCAAAGGCUGAUGAACAAAGUGUUUUCCCCCCAUCUAGGAAGCCUAAUGGAGGUAUACGUCGACGACAUGUUAGUAAAAACUAAGCAAGAAGUCGACCUCUUAACCGACCUCUCACAAGUCUUCAGCACUAUAAGGCUACAUGGGAUGAGACUAAAUCCCACAAAAUGCGCCUUUGCAGUAGAAGCAGAAAAAUUUCUAGGCUUCAUGCUAACACAAAGAGGGAUUGAGGCCAAUCCCGACAAGUGCAGAGCCAUCCUAGAAAUGAAAAGCCCGACUUGUUUGAGAGAGGUUCAACAGCUCAAUGGCCGACUUGCAGCCCUCUCCAGAUUUUUGGCGGGAUCGGCACUGAAAUCCCUUCCACUAUUUUCUUUAUUGAGGAAGGGAUGCCAAUUUGAAUGGACUUCAGAAUGCGAGGAGGCGUUCCAAGAGUUCAAAAGAUUCCUAAGUCAACCUCCUAUCUUAACACGACCAGUACCGGGAAAAGACCUUGUCCUAUACCUAUCCGUAGCAAACAGGGCUGUCUCAUCAGCUCUGAUCAGAGAAGACAAGGUCGGGCAACACCCGGUUUACUUUACCAGUAAGGUCCUACAAGGUCCUGAACUAAGGUACCACAAACUAGAGAAGUUUGCCUACUCCUUAGUGAUAGCCUCACGAAGGCUACGACCUUACUUUCAGGCUCACACAAUAAGAGUCCGUACGAACCAACCCAUGAAGCAAAUCCUCCAAAAGACGGAUGUUGCAGGGAGAAUGGUUCAAUGGGCGAUAGAGCUCUCCGAGUUUGAUUUGAGAUAUGAAACUCGGACAGCAAUUAAAGCCCAAUGCUUCGCCGACUUCAUUGCAGAAUAUGCAGGUGAACAAGAGGAAAAACCGACUACAUGGGAACUCUAUGUAGACGGAUCCUCCAACAAGACAGGGAGCGGCGCAGGCAUAAUACUGGUAGAUGGAAAAGGAACCCAGAUAGAGGUUUCCUUAAAAUUUGAAUUUCGGGCUUCAAACAAUCAGGCAGAAUAUGAAGCCUUGAUAGCCGGAUUAAAGUUAGCAGAAGAAGUUGGCGCUACAAAGGUGAUGAUCUACAGCGACUCACAAGUGGUGACCUCCCAAAUAAGUGGAGAGUAUCAGGCAAAUGACCCCAAUAUGAAGAAAUACUUGGAAAAAACCUUGGAACACCUUGGGCACUUUGCGGAAACCGAGGUUAAGCAUAUAACUCGGGAUCUAAAUAGCAGAGCUGACGCCCUAUCCAAGUUAGCAAGCACCAAACCCGGAGGGAACAACAGAAGCCUGAUUCAAGAAACCCUCCAAGAGCCCUCGGUAUCAAAAACAGAAGAUGAACAAGAGGUACUUGAGGUAGCCGGACUAAACCUCGGAUGGAUGAAUCCCUUAGUCGAGUACCUGAAAUUCGACAUCCUCCCCAAAGAGGAGAAAGAAGCUAAAAAGAUCCGAAGGGAAGCACAACAUUAUACUUUGGUGAGAAAUGUCCUUUACAGAAGAGGGAUAUCAACACCAUUGCUGAAGUGCGUACCGACCUCAAGAACCACCGAGGUGUUGGAGGAAGUACAUAGUGGGAUCUGCGGAAACCAUCUCGGAGCAAGGUCGCUGGCCAGGAAAGUAAUCCGAGCAGGAUUCUAUUGGCCGACCUUGCAGAAAGAUGCCACAGACUUUGUGAAAAAAUGCCAACCAUGCCAGAUGCAUGCAAAUUUCCACGUGGCUCCACCAGAAGAGCUCAUCAGUAUAACUUCCCCCUGGCCUUUCGCAAAAUGGGGAAUGGAUUUGUUAGGUCCUUUUCCCCAAGCACCAGGGCAAGUCAAAUACUUGAUCGUGGGAAUAGACUACUUCACGAAGUGGAUAGAAGCGGAACCAUUAGCCACUAUCACCGCUCAAAGAAGUCGCAGGUUCCUCUACAAAAACAUCAUCACAAGGUAUGGAAUACCUUAUUCCAUCACCACAGACAAUGGAACCCAAUUUACCGACGCCACCUUCAGAAAUCUGGUAGCCAGUAUGAAAAUCAAGCACCAAUUCACCUCGGUGGAACACCUACAAGCCAAUGGGCAGGCCGAGGCAGCCAACAAGGUCAUACUGGCAGGAUUAAAGAAGAGAUUGCAGGAAGUAAAGGGGGCUUGGGCUGACGAGCUCCCCCAAGUGCUGUGGGCUUAUAGGACAACCCCCCAAUCCGCCACAGGAGAAACACCCUUCCGACUAGUCUACGGCGUAGAAGCCAUGAUUCCAAUAGAAAUCAAUGAGCAAAGCCCAAGGGUAAUUCUCCAUGAUGAGGUCGGAAAUAUACAGGGGCACAAAGAGGAGCUCGACUUGCUCCCCGAGAUCCGAGAACGUGCCCAGAUAAGAGAAGCGGCAUUAAAGCAAAGGAUGACUACCAGAUACAACAAGAAAGUCAUUCGAAGAACAUUCGCUAUAGAUGACUUGGUCCUAAUCAGAAACGACAUUGGAAUCAACAAAUCAGGAGAAGGAAAACUCGCUGCAAAUUGGAAGGGGCCAUACAAAAUCAAGGAAGUCUUAGGAAAAGGUUAUUAUAAAGUAACCGACCUGGACGGCACUGAGCUACCAAGGUCGUGGCAUGCUUGUAAUAUGAAAAGGUACUACAGUUAGAAGCGAACUCUACUCCCUGAUGUACUCUUUUCCCAACUUCAUGAUUUUUUCCCCAAAAAGGGUUUUUUCUGGAGAAGGGUUUUUAACGAGGCAUCACAGUAGAGGCUAAGGGAUAAUAUGCUAUCAAGACCCUUAGUAGCAAAAAGGUACCUUCCCAAUUAAUAAAGAUCUUUUUCAUUUACUAUGUCUCUCUUAAUAUCCUUCUUUAUUUUUUAUAAGUCUUUCUACGAAAUGCGCCGACUUAAGCUCGACAAAACGUGAAAAUCCCAUGAACCGACCUAGAUGGUCGUCAGGAUAAAACGACGAGGUACAAGUCGGCGUAAAGAGGUUAUAUGAGUUGAUCGUAAGA
This is a messenger RNA of Arachis stenosperma, 8113 nucleotides long. RefSeq lists its product as uncharacterized. Lineage: Eukaryota; Viridiplantae; Streptophyta; Magnoliopsida; Fabales; Fabaceae. The record is from RefSeq and is a predicted model, not a curated record. Gene Ontology annotation, molecular function: RNA-DNA hybrid ribonuclease activity; nucleic acid binding. The transcript is spliced from 2 exons. Gene Ontology annotation, biological process: DNA integration. The coding region runs from base 2557 to 7764 and encodes 1735 amino acids.